This is a messenger RNA of Scedosporium apiospermum, 1164 nucleotides long. Its product is annotated as Low-specificity L-threonine aldolase. Gene Ontology annotation, molecular function: L-allo-threonine aldolase activity. The coding region runs from base 1 to 1164 and encodes 387 amino acids. Gene Ontology annotation, biological process: glycine biosynthetic process; L-threonine catabolic process. The transcript has 3 exons. Lineage: Eukaryota; Fungi; Ascomycota; Sordariomycetes; Microascales; Microascaceae. The record is from RefSeq and is a predicted model, not a curated record. Gene Ontology annotation, cellular component: cytosol.
AUGACCGGUGGCGCAUCCCAUAAUGGGUGGAUCGGCCACAAGGGCCCCGGAGGAUUUGAUCUACGGACGGAUGUGGCGACGACCCCAACGCCAUCGAUGCUGGCUGCCAUCCAGUCGUGCACUCUCCUUGAUGAUGUCUUUCAAGAGGGUCAGAAUACAAAUGAUCUCGAGUCACAUCUGGCAGAACUAACAGGCAAGGAGGCCAGCCUUUUCGUCCUAUCUGGGACGAUGGGCAACCAACUUGGGCUGAGAUCUCUGCUCACGCAACCUCCCCACGGAGUUCUGUGCGACAAGCGCUCCCACAUUAUGAAUUAUGAAGCAGGAGGUGUCGCUACACUUACCGGCGCCCUUGUGACGCCCGUCCUUCCCGAGAACGGAAUCUACCUUACGCUUGAAGACGUCCAAAAGAACGUCGUGCUCACCGACGACGUUCACGACUGCCCGACUCGGGUCAUUUCCCUGGAGAAUACGCUCAAUGGGAUGAUUACACCGCUCUCCGAGGUCAAGCGCAUCUCGGAAUUUGCCCGGAAGCACGGCAUCCUGAUGCACUGCGACGGCGCGCGCCUCUGGGAGGCCGUUACGGCCGGUGCGGGGUCCCUACCGGAGUUCUGUUCUCAGUUCGAUACGGUGAGUUUGUGCUUCUCCAAGGGACUAGGCGCGCCUGUUGGAAGCAUUCUAGUCGGCCCGGCGGACGUCAUCAAGAGGGCGCGAUGGGUGAGGAAGUCGAUUGGUGGCGGCCUUCGCCAGGGCGCUGUGGUUACUGCGGCUGCGAGGGUAGCCGUGGACGAGACGUUCGGAAAGGGCCCUAACGGAGAGGGUGGUCUUUUGAGGCUGUCGCACGAGACGACGAGGAAAGUGGAGAAGCUAUGGACUGAGUUGGGAGGGAAGCUCGUGCAUCCCGUGCACACGAACAUGUGCUGGCUGGAUCUCAAUGCCGCCGGCUGCUCGGACGAGAAGUUUGAGGAGCUCGGCAAGCAGGAAGGAUUGCGCUUGAUGGGGAACCGGCUGGUAAUAAGCUACCAGGUCGCUAUGAACGAGCAGGAAAUACUGCCGCGACUGGAGCGAGUGUUUAAGGCUGCUCUGGCGGACGUUCAAGGCGCCACCGCCAGGCCGGAAGGGCAUGCCAGCCAAGAGAAGACUUCCAUGUAUCGUCGGUCGAAUUGA